Aphidius gifuensis is the source of this 786-nucleotide messenger RNA. RefSeq lists its product as uncharacterized. The record is from RefSeq and is a predicted model, not a curated record. Bases 1 to 786 code for a protein of 261 amino acids. NCBI's taxonomy places the organism in Eukaryota, Metazoa, Arthropoda, Insecta, Hymenoptera, Braconidae. The transcript has 6 exons.
AUGAGUGCAAUUGCAAAUAUUGGAUUGCGUCUUGUUGGAACUGCAAAAGUAUAUUACAAAAUAAUAUUUCAACAAAAUGUUUUACGAUCCAUGUGUAUUAAUGCUCAAGAAAAAUCAACUGAAAACUUGAAAAUAGAAAAUGCUGAUGAAAAAAAAACUUUCAAGUAUUCUAUAUAUGGAACAAAAAUUAUAACAUCAAAUUUAUUUCUUAAUGAUUUUGGAAUAACAAUAAAAACACCAGAAGAUAAUAAAAGUUUUAUUAACAACCCUCACACAGGUAUAAUCAGAAUUAGCAAAGAAUUGGAUGAAAAUAGGCCAGAAAAAUUAGCAGUACAAAAGCCACCACCAAUGAUGAAAAUUGGUAAAUUCAAUGCAACAAUUAAACGUGGUAAAUUAACAUUAGCAACACAUGAAGGCGAUAAAACAUUUAUUUUCUCUAACGAAUCGUAUCUCGGAGUAAAAAAAUCGACUAAGAAUUUAGAAAAUGAAGUUGCUGCUAAAAAAAAAGAAGAUAAAACAAUACCAUCAAAAAUUGGUGAAUUUAAUAUAUUACAUGAUAGUAAAUUAACAUUAAAAACAUCAGAAGGUGAAAAAAAAUUAACAACUGAUUACCGCUUUUGCACUGAAGUUGAAGAAGAAUUAACUAAAAAUUUACAAAAUGGAAUUGCUGCUAAAUACGUAGCUCCAAAGAAAAAUGCAAUAUCUCCAAUAAUUGGCAACUUUAAUUUGUCAUUUAAUGAUCGAUUAGAAUUACAAAAACAAAAGAGUGAUGAACUAGAAGUAUAA